This is a messenger RNA of Anthostomella pinea, 1449 nucleotides long. The record is from the annotation of a GenBank genome assembly. Lineage: Eukaryota; Fungi; Ascomycota; Sordariomycetes; Xylariales; Xylariaceae.
AUGCGCUUUGGUAUGAGCAAGGUCACCGUCUCCCAGGCUAACGCAGUCCGCUUACUUGCAGAUUACCCGUUCGACUCUUCCUGCAAGCGUAUGACGGUUGUUUACUCCGCACCCAACACCAGCUCCACCGAUGUUUACACCAAGGGGGCGCUGGGGACACUACUGCCGCUCCUGGACGCGUCUGACGACAUCAAGAAGGAGUUUACCGCCAAAGCUGAUGCCCUUGCGGCUGCAGGACUCCGAGUCCUCUGCAUCGCACACAAAUCCGUACCGACAAGUGCCGGCCUCGCGGAAAGCCGUGAUAUCGCUGAAAGCCACUUGACACCACUUGGUCUCGCUGCGCUGUAUGACCCCCCACGACUUGAGACUGCAGAGGCAGUAAGGAAGUGCAAGGUCGCAGGGAUAUCCGUCCACAUACUGACCGGUGAUCACAUCAAAACUGCGACAGCCAUCGCACGCGAAGUUGUAAUCCUUGGUCCCCACCUCACAGUCGCCGAAGCUGUGAAUGCCACGAUGCCUGCUGCUGCCUUCGACGCUCUCAGCGAUGCGCAAAUCGAUGGGAUGGAGAAGUUGCCACUGGUCCUCGCCCGUUGUAGCCCCUCGACCAAAGUACGCAUGGUCGAAACUAUGCAUCGUCGCACCGCGUUUUGCGUCAUGACAGGUGACGGCGUCAAUGACUCCCCGGCUCUGAAAAAGGCUGACGUUGGCAUCGCGAUGGGAUUUAAUGGCAGUGACGUUGCUAAGGAGGCUGCAGACAUGGUACUCACCGAUGACAACUUCGCCUCCAUCGUCACCGCUGUUAAGGAAGGACGAAGGCUAUUCGACAACAUCCAGAAGUUCUUGUUACACUUGCUCAUUUCGAAUAUCGCACAAGUCAUCCUGCUCCUCAUCGGCCUCGCCUUCAAAGAUGAACACGUCAAGUCGGCACAGCCCGACAUCAAGCUGCGACCGCCCCACGACCUCCGCAUCGUCGUGUUCACGCGCGAGAUCAUCGUCGACAAGAUGGCGUACGGCGUCUUCCUGUGCUCGCUCUGCAUCGCGGCCUUCGCCAGCGUCGUACUGGGUCACGACUGCAACGCCGGCUACAACGAUACCUGCGGCAUCGUGUAUCGCGCGCGCGCCACGACCUUUGCCACGCUUUCGUUCCUGCUGCUCGUGACGGCCUGGGAGGUGAAGCACUUCACGCGCUCCUUCUUCAAUAUGUAUCCCGAGCUCUACGGCGGCGCCUUCUCCGUGUUCAAGACGGCGUACAGGAACAAGUUUCUUUUCGGAGCUGUGCUUGCGGGGUUUGCCAUCACCUUUCCCGUUCUGUACCUGCCGGUUAUCGAUCAUAUCGUUUUCAAGCACGAAGGGAUCACAUGGGAGUGGGGAAUCGUGGUUGGCUGUGUCGUGGUGUAUGUAGCUCUGAUCAAGAUCUGGAAGGCGGGCAAGCGCCGUAUGUCCAAAUAG